AUGCCGAAAAUAAGGGAUAAAGCGACAAUCACUUGGAUCGUGAAUGGAGAAGAGGUGGAUGAGGAUGUGAUCUUGUAUGAUGAGGACGAGGAGAAUGUGGAUUUCGAGAAGGAAGAGGAACACGAAUCUUCGGAGAAGGACUUCGACACUUUCGAGCACGAUUUGAUGUGUCAGAUCGAUAUGGUAAUAUUGAAUGAUGUAUUAGAGAAGGUUGCAAUAUUGAAAGCCAUCGCGCAGAAAGAUUUGAAGCCUUGUGAAUUUAAAUUCCCGAAAUACAAGAGUAUUGAAGAAAGGUAUGGAGACAAGAUUGAUUACGGCGGAGAAUUUUAUUCCGAAGCUAAGAAACGUUUAUUGGAUUUGACCACUCUCUACAGUGUAAUAUUCAAGACUAUCGAGGAUAUUUGGAAGUUGAAUUCAAUCGCUUCUUUGGUAGAAGGUACGAGCAUUUUGAAGAAACUUUAUCGGGAGGAAAAUGAGUUAUUCCACGACGAUGUUUACACGAUCCAAGUGGAGAAUGAUAUGAAGAAUAAGCUCUUAACGCAAGGCGGUAUCUUGGAUAAACAGUACAAAGACAAAUUGGAGCUUUUGCGGCGAUUAGAAUUGGAAUUCGAGAGAUCCAUCGGCUAUGGUAAUUUGGAGUAUAAAUACAUGGAGCGAUGGGAGUACUCUCGCAAACAUCAAGGUAAAAUAAUGCUCGAGGAUAAAGAGGCGCAUUUCGAAGAAAUCGUCAAUAACUCGCAAAUGCAGAUGGAACUGCAGAAGCGCAUCCAUACUGACAUCGUUCGUUACUUCGAGGAGAGUCAAGAGGAUAUGCAAAGUCAGAUUCAAUAUUGGAUGGAUCGGUAUGAAGAGGAGGUUGAGGUGAGGGAUGCAGAACUGCUGCGUAUGAGGAUGGAAAGGGAUCAACAGAUGGAAUAUUACUUGGCCCAAAAAGCCAUGUACGAAGAGCACGCAGAGUUUGUUAUCUAUUGGGGAGCGAUACGAGAGGAACGUAGGAUCGCCGCAGAGAUUUUCGAGAGGGAAACCAAAGCGGCUAUCAGAAUUCAAGCUUGGUGGAGAGGGCUUAUGGUGAGGAAGAAGUUGGGUCGUUUCGGGAAGAAGAAGCGCGGCAAGAAGGGUAAAGGUGGUAAGGAUGCAAAGAAAGAUAAGAAGAAAAAGAAGUAA
Nicrophorus vespilloides is the source of this 1164-nucleotide messenger RNA. RefSeq names its product IQ domain-containing protein G-like. The transcript has 4 exons. Gene Ontology annotation, biological process: cilium organization. Lineage: Eukaryota; Metazoa; Arthropoda; Insecta; Coleoptera; Silphidae. The record is from RefSeq and is a predicted model, not a curated record. Gene Ontology annotation, molecular function: protein binding. Gene Ontology annotation, cellular component: cytoplasm; motile cilium. The coding region runs from base 1 to 1164 and encodes 387 amino acids.